This is a messenger RNA of Rhododendron vialii, 1030 nucleotides long. RefSeq names its product stem-specific protein TSJT1-like. The coding region runs from base 170 to 946 and encodes 258 amino acids. NCBI's taxonomy places the organism in Eukaryota, Viridiplantae, Streptophyta, Magnoliopsida, Ericales, Ericaceae. The record is from RefSeq and is a predicted model, not a curated record. The transcript has 4 exons.
CAAUGCCACCUCCCCUCCGACUAAAUAAUCCUAUUCCUACCUAUAUAUACCCAAUCCAUUUCCACAUUAUUCUCCAAUCCGUGUACUUCCUGUGUCCCUGCUUUAUUACAAUAGUUUUAGAUCUAUCCUUUCAUAGAGAGAGAGAGAGAGAGAGAGAGAGAGAGAGAAGAUGUUGGCAAUAUUCAAGAAGGGAUUGGCGGAUCCACCACAGGAGCUGAACAGCCCAGCCUCAUUGAAAGCUUCCAAUAAGCCCAAGCUUCCUGAAGAGACACUGAGGGAUUUCUUGUCCAAUUUCCAUCCCAGUGGAAAUUCUUUCUCUAUUGGAUUUGCAAACAACGCCUUGCUCGCUUUUGCCCCUUCUGAUCGACAGUAUUCCAUCCAUCAGAGGUUGUUUUGUGGUUUGGAUGGCAUAUACUGCAUCUUUUUGGGGAGCUUGAGAAACCUUUGUGCUCUCAACAAGCAGUAUGGCCUAUCAAAGGGUGCCAAUGAGGCAAUGUAUGUGAUCGAGGCCUACCGGACCCUCCGUGACCGGGGCCCAUACCCUGCCCAUGAGGUCCUCAAGGAUUUGGAUGGAAGCUUUGGGUUUGUGGUGUAUGAUACCAAGGCCGGAACUGUUUUUGUGGCACUGGGUGCUGAUGAAGGUGUGAAGCUUUUCUGGGGCAUAGGAGCUGAUGGGUCAGUCGUGAUUUCUGACAAUUUGGAGGUCGUAAAGGCAAGCUGUGCCAAAUCAUUUGCCCCUUUUCCAACUGGGUGCAUGUACCAUAAUGAGAGGGGACUGAUGAGCUUUGAGCACCCAAUGAACAAGAUGAAAGCAAUGCCUAGGAUUGACAGUGAAGGAACCAUGUGUGGAGCCACCUUCAAGGUUGAUUCCUACUCAAGGAUUAGCAGCAUGCCUAGAGUUGGAAGUGAAGCCAACUGGGCUACUUGGGGACCCCUGGCUAACUAGCUAGCAUCACCCAAUUAACAGUUUUUUAUUGUGGGUUUUGUGUUUCAGACCUCAGUAUUGUGUGUAUAAAGUGUUAAUUUUCCU